AAAGAUGACAAUUCAAAGUUUUGGGCGACGUACAAGAAAAUUUCGGCUGAACACGACAACGACUUCCUCGAGCAGGCUAAUGACGAUAUGGGCAUUAUUCUAACUUUUGCUGCUAUAUUCGCAGCCGUCAACUCCACCUUCAUCGUUGGCAUGCAGCCUAAUCCAGGAGACACUACAAAUGCCCUCCUCCUCUAUUUAAUUCAGAUGUCUGUCAAUGGCCCAAAUUCCGUACCUGACAUCAACACUCUUUCAUCAUCUACGGGAUUUCCCUCUUCAACGGUCUGGAUGCAAUCACUCGCCUAUGCUAGCCUCGCAUUUAGCGUCUUGGCCGCGUUCGGAGCUGUCUUGGGCAAACAAUGG
Messenger RNA from Suillus subalutaceus, 360 nucleotides. RefSeq lists its product as uncharacterized. The record is from RefSeq and is a predicted model, not a curated record. The annotation marks the transcript as partial. The transcript is spliced from 2 exons. NCBI's taxonomy places the organism in Eukaryota, Fungi, Basidiomycota, Agaricomycetes, Boletales, Suillaceae.